AUGAUAAAAAGUAUCAUCGCCGCCCUUGUUCAGUUUGUUGCAUCUGCUGACAGCUUUCUCCUUCCCUUCAGGUCCCUUUACAAAUUUGGACGUACCCUAGGUGCUGGCACUUACGGCAUUGUCCGCGAGGCCGAGACGAACGACAACAAGAAAGUGGCAGUGAAAAUCAUUCUCAAGAAGAAUGUUCGCGGAAACGAGGACAUGGUCUACGACGAGCUCAAGAUGUUGCAAAAGCUGCAACAUCCCCAUAUUGUCUCUUUCGUGGAUUGGUUUGAGUCAAAGGAUAAAUUUUAUAUUGUGACCCAGCUGGCUACUGGUGGCGAGCUGUUCGACCGGAUUUGUGACUACGGCAAGUUCACUGAGAAGGACGCUUCUCAAACCAUUCGCCAGGUGCUUGAUGCCGUGGACUAUCUGCACAAGCGAAACAUUGUCCACCGAGAUCUGAAGCCAGAGAACCUCCUUUACCUGACUCGUGCUCCCGACUCUGAGCUCGUCCUGGCAGAUUUCGGUAUUGCUAAGAUGCUGGAUAGCCCCUCAGAGGUACUUACCAGCAUGGCUGGCUCCUUUGGCUACGCUGCUCCCGAGGUCAUGCUCAAGCAGGGUCACGGUAAAGCCGUGGAUAUGUGGUCUCUGGGUGUGAUCACCUACACCCUUCUCUGUGGUUACUCUCCCUUCCGUGCCGAGAACUUGAACGAUCUGAUUGAGGAAUGCCGUGCCGGCCGCGUCAUCUUCCACGAGCGUUACUGGCACGGUGUCUCUCAAGACGCCAAGGAAUUCAUUCUGAGCCUUCUUCAAUGUGACCCCAGCAAGCGGGCCACCUCUGAAGAGGCUCUCAAGCACAUUUGGCUCACUGGAGAAUCCGCCAGUGACCGUGAUCUGUUGCCCGAAAUCCGUGCCUACAAUGCGCGUUCUCGUCUCCGCCGUGGUAUUGAGAUCAUCAAGCUUGCCAACCGUAUUGAGGCUCUCAAGAUGCAAGAGGAGGACGGAGAGGAUAUCCCCUCCGUCGUCCCGGUGGGCGAGUCUGGAGAGGCCGAAAUUGCAGAGCUGGCAGAUGUGUCAGAUGUUGCACCAGCAGAUGGAGAUGCCAAUGUCUCCACUCAUGCCAAGAAGCACAGCCUGGGCAAGAUUGCCUCUGGUGCUAUCUUCCGUGAAGUGGUACUGGCAAAGGUACGUGAGGCCAAGGAACAAGAAGAGCGAGAAAAGGUUGAGCGUGAGGCUCGUGAAAGGGCUGGCAAUCCUUGA
Penicillium taxi is the source of this 1242-nucleotide messenger RNA. RefSeq names its product serine/threonine-protein kinase. Gene Ontology annotation, molecular function: calcium/calmodulin-dependent protein kinase activity; ATP binding. The record is from RefSeq and is a predicted model, not a curated record. Lineage: Eukaryota; Fungi; Ascomycota; Eurotiomycetes; Eurotiales; Aspergillaceae. The transcript has 3 exons. Gene Ontology annotation, biological process: protein phosphorylation; cellular response to oxidative stress. Bases 1 to 1242 code for a protein of 413 amino acids.